AUGGAGCUCACGACGCCGAGUACCGAUGCCACCUCCACUGUGGAGCCAUCUGACGAAGUGCCAUCCUCGGUCGAAGCUCGCGCCACUCCAGUGCCAGCAUCGACUCGGGUGUUUGCUCUCCCUGAGCUUGUUGAGAACAUUCUCCUUCAUGUGACGCCUGCUGAUGGGCUCACGGCCGGCAAACUGGAUCCAACACCCAUUCUCUUCGUCCUCCAGAGAGUGAACACCACCUUCAAGAACACAAUCUCCGGCAGCAAGUCGCUACAAGAGCGCAUGUGUCUUAGACUUCACACGGAUAUGAAGCAGCGUCGAAGUCCGAAGGAUUUGUUCGAAUGGCUCUUGGAAAGCAUUGUUGUAGUCAACGGACGGGUGGUGUUGGUCGGACCUGCAGACUCGUUGGGCAUUGCCCGAGCCCUUCUUGGAGUCUCCAGAUUGUUCUCCAGAGGCAGUCAUGCCACAGGUUCACGGCACUACGAUGCUGUACACGGCUCGGAAGCAUCAUGGAGACGGAUGAAGGCCCACUGCGAGGAGAGUGACUUGAAGUUUGACAUGGCGACUGAGAGCGAUCAAAUCAUGCUGCCGAGCUUUACGCGAGAUAUGACGCUGGGGGAGGUCCAUGAUGGAUUGCAGAGGCUUAUCGCAGCUCUGAACCGGUACUUUGAAUCUCAUCCGUUGCGAAGACUACGGAUUGACGAGGGGUGA
Messenger RNA from Ramularia collo-cygni, 702 nucleotides. RefSeq lists its product as uncharacterized. The record is from RefSeq and is a predicted model, not a curated record. The transcript is spliced from 2 exons. Bases 1 to 702 code for a protein of 233 amino acids. NCBI's taxonomy places the organism in Eukaryota, Fungi, Ascomycota, Dothideomycetes, Mycosphaerellales, Mycosphaerellaceae.